AUCAACCAAUCGAUCCAAAGGAUUCGUUGAGCCCUCGCUGUGUGUAGAACACUGUGCUGAGCGCUCCUCCUCCCGUGGAGGUGCAGCUCUCCCAGGACUGGAAGGUAACCCCAUUCUCGGAUAGCUGGCCCCCUUUUGGCACCGGGCCCUGGGGGUUCCCAACAGCUGGGAGGGAUCUAGGAAGAGCAAGUCAAGCAGCCCGGACAGUAGUACAAUACAGCAAAAAAGAGAAGCAAUCCCUGCCACACUUCUUAACUCCAACUUUCCAUCCCACUGAACUUGGCACUGACCAAUGAAGCUGCAUCUGAGCCCAAAGGUGGCCCUGUCCCAGGCCAUCCCCCUGCUGCAGCCCUCUCCACUCCCAUCACCUCAGCUUCCUUCGAUUUCUCCAUCCUCAAAUGGGGAAUCAUCCCAAAGUCGGGGGGACACUGAGGCUCGGAAGCCCACCAAAGUAGGGGGAGAAAGCUGGGGGACCUUUCCCACGCUGCCCUGCUUUCCCUGCCAUCACGAGGUCAGUGCUGACUGUGGUGUCCACUGACACAGAGGAAGUUGACGCAUCAGUUCCUCCUUCGGGCUGCUCGGCUCCAAGGAAUCCAGGCGGGGCUCGCUCUCCCAAGAGAAGCCGAAAUGCCGCUCAGGAAGCCCGGCGCUUGGGGCCCCCGGCGGUUGAACGCGAUCAUAGGGGUCCUCAUGGUGGCAGCCCUCUCCUUGCUGUUCUAUGCCCUCCUCUGGAAGGCCGGCGACCUGGUCGACCUCCCUCACGUCAAGCUGGGCUUCUACAACUUCUGCCUGUGGAGCGAGGCGGCGGGCCGGCUGCAGUGUCAGCAUCUCCACGACGAGGGCCGGCUGGGCCUGCCCCAGCUGGGCUUGGGCCUGGCCAGGCUGGGGGUGUACGGGGCCCUGGUCCUGAGCCUCUUCAGCCCCCUGACCCUGGCCCUGGCCGGGCACUUCCAAGACCGGAGCCAGUGGCGGCUGGGCCUGGGGCUCCUGAGGGCCUCGGCCGCGCUCCUGUCCUCCGGGCUGGGGGUCUUCCUGGGCCUCGUCUGGAAGUGGCUCCGGCCCUCGGAGCUCGGCGGGGCCUUCGUGGCGCUGGUUGGGGCCGAGGCCCUGCUCCUACUCCUCGUCGUCGCCGCCGGGGAGCACCCCCUGGGAGCCAAGAAGGAGCCCUAUGAGCUCCAAGGGGUGGAGACCAAGGGCUAGGCUCACCCGGCGACCCCCCUCCCCGCCCCAGCCCGCCCACCUCAGUCCCUCCCUAUACCCAGUCCGUGUAUCCCCCCUGCCAGGGUGCUCAGAGGUUAGGGCUCGGUGCUCUCCUACAUCAGCAGUUUCUCCGUGCCACGGAAGACGUAGCUGAGGCCACGGUGGCUCCGCUUGGCGACCCUGGGUGAGGCUCGGCUAGUUUGUUUUCAAAGCGACCCCCGACCUUAGCCGAUUCCUCCUCCUCCGAACGCCGCAAGGAGGGGGUGAAGCCAGUGACCCAAGGCGCCUCUGCCAAGCCCUCCCCAAGAGGUCUCCAGGCCCGGCUACGUGUUUUAACAUCACCUAUCGCUCGCUUGCCGUACGUGGGUAAGCCCCCGGCGGAAAGCACCUCCCGCGGCAGGACGACAAACUGACAAGAUAGCCCGCAGCCCAACACGCCUGCCUUCCGUUAUGUAUUAAAGACGCGCACCGCACUUUUCAAAUCCAAACCGCUCUCUGCUUCCGGAGGGGCCGCCCGGGCGAGACGGUGGGGACCCCGGCCUGAGAGGAAAACCAAACCAACCUGGAUCCAUCCAGGGCCCCCGCAGACUCGUCUACCGUCCGCUCGGGGGACGGCCCGCUCGGUGCUCAGGAGGAAAUAAACGGUGGUAUGACCGAUC
Messenger RNA from Tachyglossus aculeatus (Australian echidna), 1859 nucleotides. RefSeq names its product transmembrane protein 140 (gene TMEM140). Lineage: Eukaryota; Metazoa; Chordata; Mammalia; Monotremata; Tachyglossidae. The transcript is spliced from 2 exons. The coding region runs from base 628 to 1200 and encodes 190 amino acids. The record is from RefSeq and is a predicted model, not a curated record.